UCUCCAGAGGUAUCAGUGUCUCUCUCUCUCUCUCUCUCUCCAGAGGUAUCAGUCUCUCUCCAGUAUCAGUGUAUCUUCAGACUUACCCAGCAUCGUUGUCCGUCCUCUUCAGUCCUUUGGAGAUGUGAGUCAGACUGUGUCUGAACUGAGAGAGAAACUAGAAGACUUCCUUAAAGGAGAAUGGACCAAGAUCUCCACUACAGUGAAUAUAGUGGAUGUUGUACUGCCUCCAGAGCCCAAGACCAGAGAACAGUUGUUACAAUAUUCCUGUCAGCUCACACUGGACCCAAACACAGCACACACACAACUCUCUCUGUCUGAAGGGAACAGAAAGGUGACCUGUACACACCAAGUCCAACCAUAUCCUGACCAUCCAGACAGAUUCACCAACUGGUGGCAGGUUCUGUGUAGAGAGGGUCUGUCUGGACGCUGUUACUGGGAGGUGGAGUGGACUGGUGGUGUUGUUACAGCAGUCUCAUAUAAAGACAUCAGCAGAACAGGGAGAGAUGGUGGAUUUGGACUCAAUAACAAGUCCUGGAGUUUAUAUUACUAUAGUGGUGGUUAUUGGUUCAUACACAAUAAUGUUGAGACUAAAGUAUCAGGCCCUCAGUCCUCCAGAGUAGGAGUGUACCUGGAUCACAAGGCAGGUACUCUGUCCUUCUACAGUGUCUCUGACACAAUGACCCUCCUCCACAGAGUCCAGACCACAUUUACUCAGCCCCUCUAUCCUGGGUUUUGUCUCAAUGAUUAUAAUGAUACUGCUGAGCUGGUUAAACUGUAAACUGAUUUGUUACUAAUUAAAAUUCAAUGCAAUGUUUUAA
This is a messenger RNA of Oncorhynchus masou masou (cherry salmon), 821 nucleotides long. Its product is annotated as stonustoxin subunit beta-like. Lineage: Eukaryota; Metazoa; Chordata; Actinopteri; Salmoniformes; Salmonidae. Gene Ontology annotation, molecular function: protein binding. The record is from RefSeq and is a predicted model, not a curated record. The annotation marks the transcript as partial. The transcript has 3 exons.